Schistosoma curassoni is the source of this 3712-nucleotide messenger RNA. Lineage: Eukaryota; Metazoa; Platyhelminthes; Trematoda; Strigeidida; Schistosomatidae. The record is from the annotation of a GenBank genome assembly.
GGACUAUUGAGAUUGCAUGACUAGAUUACUUAUAUUACGAAAUGAGAUACCUGGAACCGCGCCGUAAAAUUUAGGCACUCAUCUGAAGAUGAAAUAAAUAUGAAGAUUUGGAACCUGCUUUUGUUUACUCACUCAAAUUAGCUUGUGGCGGUAAUUUGCGUGGCUAGUCCUUUGGUACUGAGCGAUGGCCGACUUUAACAAUCCUUUGCAAAAGUUCAAGCUGGUGUUUUUGGGAGAACAGAGUGUCGGGAAGACGUCCCUCAUAACUAGGUUUAUGUAUGAAACUUUUGACAAUCUGUAUCAGGCAACAAUUGGUAUUGACUUUUUAUCAAAAACUAUGUACCUUGAGGAUCGAACUAUUCGUCUGCAAUUAUGGGACACUGCGGGACAGGAACGUUUUCGAAGUUUGAUUCCCAGCUACAUACGUGACUCCUCAGCCGCAGUUGUUGUUUAUGACAUAUGCAAUGCUGGAUCUUUCCAUCAGGCUUCAAAGUGGGUUGAUGACGUCAGAAACGAACGUGGCGGGGAUGUUAUUAUUAUCCUCGUUGGAAACAAAACGGAUCUAUCUGAUAAACGGUGGGUAAAAAUAUCCUGGGUCCUUAUGUUGCAGAAAAGUGACUACUGAAGAGGGCGAGCAUCUUGCUAAAAAACUAGAAGUCAUGUUUAUUGAAACGAGUGCGAAGGCUGGAUAUAAUGUCAAAGUUGUGAGUAGUGAAAUAAUACAAUUUUGGUUAGGUUUGCUUGAUUGUCAUAUGUAUAGGUAAUAUCUUAGUCUUCACUUUAAACUUCUGUUCCCCUUUGUCUAAAGAUGACUCAAUAUCUCAGCUGCUUUAAUCUGUAAAGUAAAUCUGAUUUCCGUCGAUUUCAAGUCUCAAAGUGUCUGAGCGUUUAUGGCGUUUUAUUUAGAGGAUUUAUUAUCUUGUUCUAGUAUUCGGGUUUUUGAAGACUUAUAAAGUGUGACGUAGUGAAUUUUGUUGCGCAGUCUUCCUCGUUAUUGGGUACAUCUAUCACCACUACACAAGUUUUCCAGAGAUAUUCACCCAGUUUGGUUUUCUAGGACUAGAUUUUACAAAUAUGAUUCCAAACAUCGUGAUCUAAUCUCGACUAACCAUACAGCUGGCACUGUCUCAUCCCAAACAAACACGCUUUUAGCUAGUGUAGGAAUAAAAUUUCCUGAUCACAUUUUCUUCAGCGCUUAAGUAUAUGCUCUUGUUAUCAGACAUCGUGACGCUAUGUUUGCCGCGUUCUCUGUAAGCAGUUGUGGAAGCACCGCCUGUGCGAUUUAGUAACGUUCGUUUAUGCUGUUUUCAUACAUUGAGACUGAAAAAACUAGCUGUAGAAUUAGGUUGUGCUCUAUACGAAAAAGUUAGUCGGUUCGUUAAGCGAUAGUCCUCCCCUGUAGUUACACUCGCUCUCUUUCCUUGAACGCUAGACAUCUUCCCUCCAUGUAUUCUAAUGCCCACUGACAUUUCGUCUGAUUACUGCACUAUAUUAGGUUCCCAGUUAUUUCGGUGGUUUGUAUGUUUGGUGAACGUUUGAAAAUAUAUCGCAUAGUUCUGCUUUGGUCCACUUAACGAUACAUGUGGAUAUGAUACAAUUAACACUGCUCGUCCCCAGUUAUCACAAAAAUAUUGGUUUCAACCCAGAACAAAAUUUUGUUGACUAUAAUAUCACUCAAAGUUGUUUUCUAAAACGUGAUAAAACUUAGUGGUGCUACACAUCAUUUUUUGACUUGUGGAUUAUUGUGAAGCAGAAUUCGGUUAGGUUUAUUUUGAUAUAACUCAAAUGCUACUUUGCGGUGUACGUAAUUAGCAGAUAGACAAAUUCAUGAUAAGGCUUCAAAUUUUCGAUAUGGAUUACCAUAAAACUAUUUGCUGAACCGUUUUUGCGAGUGAGCUGUUAAUGUACAGUUGCUUCCUAUCCUAAUGUUUAAUUAACUCAAAUUAAUUUAUAAUAAUAAACUUAUUGUACAAGUAAGUUAUGUUGUGCAUAAAUGAUAGAUACAUAUAAAGUGUUCAAGGAAACGUGAACUGUUUAGCAUCCUAAAAAUAUCAGAAAUUUGUAUGUGGUCUAUAUGAUUUAUGUCUCGAAUUACUCUUAUCUACUUCACCUUUGGUGUUUUUCAGUUGCAUCCAUCACCAGUUCUCUUCUUUCACUUUAGUAAAAUGUUAAUGAUUGAUUAUUAUUAUUUGAACACAAAUAUUAGUACAAAGGGGCACCAAAUACAUAUGCACCGCAUUUGAUCUGUAUUUGGGUUGUGGUACUACCCGGGUGCCCAAACCGAAGCAGGUGGUUUUCUUAGGGGGUCACAUCCCGAGCCUUUAACCUAGAGGUCUAAUCCACAAGGCAGUGGAGCAACGUCAGGAGAUGGAGUCUCAUAGUAACCGGUAACCAAUAAUUGGUUCAUACGCCAUUUAUUUCCUUAGGGUCCUGGAGCCCAUGUACACCAUUGGUUUGGAAUCAGGGUUUUUCAACUCCCCUAAGUGGACUUUCCAUGUCCACCAACCCGUUUAAUCCCCGGACAUUCAUUUUUCGUCCUCUCAAUUUCGUAAACGACACUCACCGUAAGUAGGCAGUGACUGGGACUUUCCUUGCAGUAUACGCAUGACCAUGUGAGAGCAUUUCAAGAGGGAGGUGACUCUCCCCACCCCCGGCCGUACCAGGGCAUUUAAGGGCACAUUUUAACCAAUUAGUCGAAGUUUAUUUUCAUUUCUAAACCGUGUUCCAGCUUUUUAUUAGUGGCUUGACGGUAAUGAUGUCAAAUAUCUGUGAUAAGCCAGUAAUUAUAUUUUCAUUUUGUAUAUUUUUUUUCAGCUGUUCCGUCGAAUCGCAACAGAAUUGGUUGAUCAAAAGAGUCCACUUUCUAGACAUGAUGACUAUAAUUUCCAUUUCGGAAAUCGAUGUUUGCGAAUUGUAUUUUUUGUGUCGUGUUUUUGUUUAAUAAAUCUAGUCAUCGAGGUUAAGUUACACGAUGCCUCUAAGGAUACUGAUUUUAACCAACGAGUUUGCUGGUGCUAAGUCACUUAAUUAUAUUGAACUGAAACCGAUCGAGCCUCCUCAAGAGAACCAGUGGAAAACGUGUGGUUGUUGAAUAUCAAGUCUAUUUGUUCAGAAAUUCUUUUGAAACUUGCAAAGACUUUCACACACUACAUACAUAUAAUAGCUAUUCUUGAACGAUCUUUAGUUGUUUUCGAAAUUUCAUUUCUCUUGAUUUACUUCGGCAAACUUUGUCUUAAUGUAUUUCCGUACCUAUAAAAAUGAUAUAUUUAUAUCUAUGUACAGCUUAUCUAUUUUCUUUUGGUGAAUUACUAUUUAACUACAGUUCGACUUGAAAUUUCUCUUGACGAAUCUGAGUUUGCUUUGCUAGAAAUCUUUAUUUCUGUUUGCCCUUUUUUAGGCCAUAAUUUAUACAACAAUCUGUGAUGCUUUCUUUUAGUAAUUAUAAGCACUUCAGCCUUGUAUUAAACAUUUUGGUGGUUUAUUUCGUAUUUUCCUGUUUAUAUUUGCUGUGAAAAACAUGGUUAAUUAUCAAUUUCACGUCCUUUUGUUGUGCUCACGUAACGUGUGAUUAUAUACCCGGUCCUUUAUUUGUUACAGAUAAGUUAAUAAAUCUUGAAAGCUUUUGUAAAGUUCUACGUAUAAACAAUUUAAUGUUAUUAAUAGUGUCCGCUUUGCUAUAAAUAUAAAAUACAGAGAAUUAUUUCGUCAUUGA